AUGAGCGCGGUCGUCGCGCCAGGAGAGGAAGCCCCCCGAAAACAUACCCGGUCCCGGACCGGCUGCGUUCGCUGCAAACGACGGCGUCAGAAAUGCAACCAAGAAAAGCCGAGUUGCGGAAGAUGCGUCGCUGCUGGGAGUCCGUGCAAAUACGAGAUCAAGCUGAAUUGGGGUGGGCGGCCUUUUCAGAAGUCGUCGUUUGGCAAGUGUCUCGAGAAUGUCGAGAAGCUGGAUGAUGUUGGGGGCGGUAAUGGCUUCAUUUAUUCAUUGGUCAACCCUUCUCAUAAAAAGGAUGAGGAUUUAUCGAACUCUCAGACACCGUCGAGGAGUUUUACCAUUGAUCUUGAAACUACUCAGAUCAGCCUUUCGCGAGACAUGACAAUAGGCGCGGUAUUAGGGUCCGAAGUCGUCCCCAGAGACUGUCGCCUGGAACCUAACUAUACUGGGGAUAUGGAUCCCAAUUCGCUAUACAUCCCUGACACCAUCUCUGCCGCUCUGCCACACUCACUAGAUCACACCUCCUUUCUCCCGCCAAUGGUUCGCUACCUGUUACAAUUCUAUCUCACAGAAACAAUGCGACUCACAGUCCCAAGCGCCUACGCCCGGACCGAGAUAUGCCGCUUCGUCGUGCCGCUGUCUCUGCAGGAGCCCUGUUUGCUCUACGCUAUAAUGGCAUUUGCAUCGAUCCACCUCAAGGCCAUGGGCAAGUUACCUGGAAAUGCAGAAAAGGUGUAUGAUACUAUGCAGCGGAACAGCAUCCGACACCUUCAUCAUCAGCUGGAAAAACGCGAUCCAAUAUCCAGAGCUGUUUCUUUGGCGACGGCGAGGACGCUCUGUCAGGCGCAGAUCUACGGUGGAAAACCAUCUUGGCGGGCCCAUCUCAACGAUGCACGAUCCAUUCUACAGUCAGCUCACUUCCGAAAUGAGCCAAUCGGCAGCUGUUCUUGUGGUUCUAUAAAAGAGUUUCUGUCCAGCUGGUACAACAACGCAGAAGCAUUGGCAGCCCUAACUCCGGUGGGGCUACUGAGUGGCCAGCUCGAGGUAAAUUGCCUCACAAACGCUCCCUUGUACUUUGACGUAUUCGGCGGUGUUAUGUCCGACCUUCCGGAUCUCUUUAGGGAGGUCGGCGCUUUGGUGAAAGAGCGUCGUCGUCGAGCUGGGCCUCGCACCCAACACGCAAUCUUGUCUGAGGGCGAUAUUGCCGCUGAAUCAGACGCGUUAAUACGGGAGAUCCAUUUCAGGUUGGAACGUGACGCCGUUGAGAAUCUCAGCCUUAGCCCACAGAUCCUUGCCCUCUCCACAAACGAAAUUCAGGAUUAUGCCUUGAGCAAUGCGGGGUUCCUAUACACUGCACUUCUGCAUCUUUAUUGUGGAGUCCAAGGUCUGGCUUCUUCAGCACCAGAGGCGCAAUUUUGCGUCGAGCAGAUAAUAAGGUGUGCGGAAAGCAUGAAUCUCUCAUCAGGAUUGUCACCGAGGGUCCUGCUUGUUAGCCCACUGUUCACCGCUGGGCUUUGUGCAAUAGGCCCUGCUCGGGAGAGCAUCAAGUUUGCAUUGACAGACAUCGGGCAGUGGAUGAAGACUCCACAUCUAAUCAAGACGUUGGCCCUUUUAGAGCAGAUUUGGCUACAGUUUGCUGGCGACUCCGAAGAGGAUGUUUGGUCUUGGUUUGAAAGAGUCAACUUUGACUUUCUCCCUUACUAG
Molecule: messenger RNA, 1701 nt
Organism: Ilyonectria robusta
Lineage: Eukaryota; Fungi; Ascomycota; Sordariomycetes; Hypocreales; Nectriaceae
Product: fungal-specific transcription factor domain-containing protein
Exons: 3
Coding region: 1-1701 (566 amino acids)
Biological process (GO): positive regulation of transcription by RNA polymerase II
Cellular component (GO): nucleus
Molecular function (GO): zinc ion binding; transcription cis-regulatory region binding; DNA-binding transcription factor activity, RNA polymerase II-specific
Source: RefSeq, a predicted model, not a curated record